AUGAGAGCCCUCCCCAAUCUUAUCAUCACUGGCACACCAGGCGUAGGCAAAACAGUACAUUGCGAGCAACUAGCCCAGAGCACCGGCUUGCGACACUUCUCCAUCAAUCAAGUCGUGAAAGAUCGCGAGUGCCAUGAGGGAUAUGAUGAUGAGUUGAAGUGCUAUAUUGUGGAUGAGGAUAAGGCACGUAAUGAUGUGCUCAAGGGAGGGUGCCUAAUUGACUGGCAUGCCUGUGACAUAUUUCCCAAGUCCUGGAUUGAUCUUGUUGUGGUGAUUCGGUGCCCUUCUACAUCUACAUUGUAUGAUCGGCUAGCUGCCAGAGGCUAUCCAGAACGUAAAUUGCAGGAAAACAUCGAUGCGGAAAUUUUCGAAGUCCUCCUUGAUGAAGCGAGGGAGUCAUACGACGAGGAAAUCGUUGUGGAAUUGACAAGCCAGGAAGAUGUGGAUAUCGAAAGCAAUUGCGCCCGCAUCGAGGCUUGGAUAGAAGCCUGGAAGAAGUCACAAGCUGAAACUUCAGAUUGA
Molecule: messenger RNA, 522 nt
Organism: Paracoccidioides lutzii Pb01
Product: POS9-activating factor FAP7
Exons: 3
Coding region: 1-522 (173 amino acids)
Cellular component (GO): nucleus; cytoplasm
Molecular function (GO): ATP hydrolysis activity; ATP binding; AMP kinase activity
Source: RefSeq, a predicted model, not a curated record